Molecule: messenger RNA, 3930 nt
Organism: Prosopis cineraria
Lineage: Eukaryota; Viridiplantae; Streptophyta; Magnoliopsida; Fabales; Fabaceae
Product: auxin response factor 6
Exons: 14
Coding region: 1032-3707 (891 amino acids)
Biological process (GO): response to hormone; regulation of DNA-templated transcription
Cellular component (GO): nucleus
Molecular function (GO): DNA binding; protein binding
Source: RefSeq, a predicted model, not a curated record
AAAAAAAAAAAAUCUGACACUCGUACACCCUCUCUUUCUCCUUCUUAAAAGGACAGCGAAAAAUAAUGGCGGUUGUGUUUCGAUUGAUUGGAGGAGCAGGGAGAAACUAACUCUGUGUGUGAGCUAGAGAGAGAAUACGUGUGUGGAGUGAGUGACAGAGGAAGCGGGAAGCAAUACUCGCACCACCACCACCAUAGCCACUAGCUCCAGUUCCGAUUUUUUCCAUUACUGCAAAAUGAACCAUAGCACCCAACCCAACACAGGAUUUUUCACACUCCAAGGUUGGAUACCUACUAUUGUUUCCGUUUCUUCUCCAUGAAAAUACUGACACUCCCACUUCUGUGCCAGUCAUCCUUUGUUGUAACUUUGCUUCACUUUGCCUCGAGACUGAGUGUGUGAGCUGAUUUCUCGUCCAUUUGGCCUUUAUCUUUUUCUUGUUUAGUUCUUUUUGUCAUUGAGAUCCGGUGUCUUCUGGGAUAUUCGUUCUUCUUUGGAUGAGAUCUAUUGGCUCCCGAAGUUUAUUGGGCGGUCUAGUUUGUGAGUGUUCUUGGGUUUCCGUGAAAGUUGUUUCGUCUUGCCGAAUUAGGCAGUGAAAAAUCAGAUAGCAGAACUCUCAGGGUCGAGAAUCUGUAAGUUUGAGCUGAAGAUUGUGGUGUGAAGCCUUAAGUUGAAGAUUGGCGGGCUUGAGGAGGAUAGGGAAGCGAAUGAGGCGUAAACCUAUUGCUUUUUGCUGUGAAACUGGUUUUGGCUAAUGUAUGAAGGGCGGGAAUCUUCUGGGUCUGUGAGCAUUCUUGUUGAUGGUCAGUCAAGCUACCUCAAACUCAGAGAAUAUAGGUGUAUUUAGGUUGACUUAGAUGGUUUUUGUUUGUUAGAGGGAAGAAGUAAGGAGAAUGAUAAGAGACGAAGCGGAUUAUUUUGUGGUGUGGGAGUCAGUUUUGGAGAAUUUUGUGUCUUAAUUGUUCUACUUAGAGCUUGUAUUUGAAUAUUUGGUUGUGACUGUGAGCUGAGUUACAAGUUGUUUAAUCGCUGAAAUGAGAUUCUCUUCAGCUGGUUUUAAUCCUUCACCCCCGGAAGGAGAAAAGCGAGUUCUGGAUUCUGAGCUUUGGCAUGCCUGCGCUGGCCCUCUUGUUUCCCUGCCAGCUGUUGGAAGCCGCGUCGUCUAUUUCCCCCAGGGUCAUAGUGAACAGGUUGCUGCAUCAACUAACAAGGAGGUGGACGUCCAUAUUCCCAACUACCCAAGCUUACCUCCCCAACUUAUUUGUCAACUUCAUAAUGUGACUAUGCAUGCUGAUUCAGAGACUGAUGAAGUGUAUGCUCAGAUGACCUUGCAACCUCUGAAUCCUCAAGAACAAAAGGAGGCAUACCUUCCAGCAGAGUUGGGAACUUCCAGUAAGCAACCAACAAAUUACUUCUGCAAAACUUUGACUGCUAGCGACACAAGCACUCAUGGGGGAUUCUCUGUUCCUCGUCGGGCUGCUGAGAAAGUGUUUCCUCCAUUGGAUUUCUCUCAGCAGCCUCCUGCACAAGAAUUAAUUGCACGGGACUUGCAUGGCAAUGAAUGGAAAUUCAGACAUAUCUUCCGGGGCCAGCCUAAAAGACAUCUACUUACAACAGGGUGGAGUGUCUUUGUAAGUGCUAAAAGGCUUGUUGCUGGUGAUUCCGUGCUGUUUAUUUGGAAUGAAAAGAAUCAAUUGCUUCUUGGUAUUCGACAUGCAAAUCGACCACAAACUGUGAUGCCAUCAUCAGUGCUUUCAAGUGAUAGCAUGCACCUGGGGCUUCUUGCUGCUGCAGCGCAUGCAGCUGCAACAAACAGCCGUUUCACCAUUUUCUAUAACCCACGUGCCAGCCCAUCAGAAUUUGUCAUACCCUUAGCAAAGUAUGUCAAAGCUGUGUAUCAUACCCGAGUUUCAGUUGGUAUGCGUUUCCGGAUGUUGUUUGAAACAGAGGAAUCAAGUGUCCGGCGAUACAUGGGCACAAUCACUGGCAUCAGUGACCUGGAUCCUGUUAGGUGGCCAAAUUCACAUUGGCGAUCAGUUAAGGUUGGCUGGGAUGAGUCCACAGCUGGAGAUAGGCAACCUAGAGUGUCCUUGUGGGAGAUUGAGCCGUUAACAACAUUUCCAAUGUAUCCUUCCCCAUUCCCUCUUAGGCUUAAACGACCAUGGCCUCCCGGACUGCCUUCUUUCCACGGUAUGAAGGAUGAUGAUUUGGGUAUCAAUUCUCCGCUUUUGUGGGAUAGAGGGCUUCAUUCUCUUAAUUUUCCAGGAAUUGGGGUUACUCCUUGGAUGCAGCCAAGGUUUGAUCCCUCCUUUCUGAAUUUGCAAACUGACAUGUACCAAGCCAUGGCUGCUGCUGCCCUUCAGGAUAUAAGGACUAUAGAUCCUUCCAAGCAGCAUUCAACAUCCCUUCUUCAAUUUCAGCAACCACAGAACUACCCCAACCGGACUGCUGCUUUAGUGCAGGCCCAGAUGCUGCAGCAGUCUCAACCUCAGCAAGCUUUCCAAAAUAACCAAGAGAAUUUGCAUCCAUCUCAACCUGAGCCUCUAAGUCAGACUCAUCUUCAGCAUCAACACUCUUUUGUUAAUCAGCAUCAGCCGCAGCAACAUCAACAGCAAAGUUUUUCUGAUCAGCAGAUUUCAAAUACUGUGUCUACAAUGUCUCAGUUUGUUUCGGCACCUCAACCUCAGUCGCCACCAGGGCAAGCUAUUUCUUCAUUUUGCCAUCAGCAAAGUUUUUCUGAUUCAAAUGGGAACAGUGUAACUACUGCAAUGGUUUCUCCCCUGCAUAGUAUUUUGGGUUCAUUUCCCCAAGAAGAAACUUCCCACCUUCCUAAUAUCCCUAGGACAAGCUCUUGGAUACCUGUUCAACCUUCUACUGCUACUGCUACUUGGCCUUCUAAGCGUGUUGCUGUCGACCCUCUCCUUUCUUCUGGAGCUUCUCAAUGUGAUCUGCCUCACAUGGAUCAGUUAGGGCAGCGCCAGAAUACAUUGUCUCAUAAUGCAAUUACUUUGCCACCCUUUCCUGGAAGGGAGUGCUCGAUUGACCAUGAAGGGAGUGCUGAUCCACAAAACCAUCUUUUAUUUGGUGUCAAUAUUGAGCCCUCAUCUCUUCUAGCACAGAACGGGAUGUCAAGCCUUAAGGGCAUCAGCAGCAACUGUGAUUCCACAACCAUACCUUUUCAGUCGUCCAAUUACCUGGGUACUACAGGCACUGAGUCUACAUUGAAUCCUGCGAUGUCGCAAACCAUUGGUGAAUCAGGAUUCUUACCGGUCCCAGAGAAUAUGGGCCAAGGAAACUCCCCAAAUAAAACCUUCGUAAAGGUUCACAAGUCAGGGUCCUUUGGAAGAUCAUUGGAUAUCACUAAAUUCAGCAGCUACCAUGAGCUGCGCCGUGAGCUUGCUCGUAUGUUUGGCCUUGAAGGUGAAUUGGAGGACCCUGUAAGAUCAGGCUGGCAGCUUGUAUUUGUUGACCGAGAGAAUGAUGUUCUUCUCCUUGGUGAUGGCCCUUGGCCGGAAUUUGUCAACAGCGUAUGGUGUAUCAAGAUACUAUCCCCGCAAGAAGUGCAACAAAUGGGCAAUCCUGGCCUCGAGCUUCUGAGUUCAGUUCCGAUUCAAAGGCUUUUCAAUGGAGCAUGCGAAGACUAUGUGAACCGACAGGACCCAAGAAGUUCAAGCUCUGGGAUCACAACUGUGGGGUCUCUUGACUACUGAACUAUGUGACAGUCUAGAUUCUGCAUUUUCAUCUGUCUCCUGUAAUAUUAUUCGCUAAUGGCGAGAAUUUGUGCUUAGUUGUAGUUUAUAGUCUUGCUCAUAAGCCUUUUGUUUUUUGUUUUUUGUUUCUCCCAGCUAGGUCUAUUCAUAAGGACAUAUACUGUAAUUAUGUUACAUUUCACCCUGUGCUUACAGUAUAUGAAAUAUAUAACUUGUUAGGAAA